CUCCCUCAGAGAAACAAAAAAAAAAAAUCAACCCAGAGCCCAUUCGCCGGCGAGCGGCGGCGAUGGAGGAAGAGAAGGCGGCGGCGUACUACGAGGAGCUCAACCGCAAGGGCGAGGGCGCCCGCCGAUUCAAGCAGGGCCUCGGCUUCUCCUCCGGCGAACCCCAGCCUGCCGCCUUCACAUCCAAGCCCACCACCUCCUCCUCGUUCCUCUCCGGCUUCGUCCGCGCCGGCGCUGCCCCCGCCCAACUCCCUAAGCCCACCAGACCGCCUCCGCCUCCCGAGGCCGCUCCCCGCCAGCGCCGUCGCUCUCGCUCCCCGUCCCCGUCUCGCUCGCGGCGGCGCCGGUCAAGGUCUAGGUCCCGGUCCAGGGAGCCGAGGCGCCGGUCCAGGUCACGGGAGAGGGAGGACCGCCGGGCGUCGCGCUACCGUUCUCGCUCUCGGUCGCCUUCUCGCCGGAGUGGCAGGCACGAUGAAGCUCGGCGGGACCGGCAUGGGGAUCGGCGGCGCGACGACGACCGCCGUCAGGAGGGGCACGGUGGCAGGGGUGGUGGCAAAGUGGACUACUCGCGGAUGAUUCAAGGAUACGAUAAAAUGACCCCUGCCGAGAGAGUGAAAGCGAAGAUGAAGCUUCAGCUUUCAGAGACAGCUUCAAAAGAUUCCACCCUUGGAACUGCCACUGUAGGGUGGGGGAGAUUUGAGUUCAAUAAGGAUGCGCCACUUGAUGAAGUUGACAAUGAUGUCGAAGGUGCUAAUGAUGACGCUUCACUGGUUAAACACAUAGGGAAGAGCUUCCGACUUUCUGCGUUGGAGUCAAAGAAUGAAAACACAGUCAGAGAUGCGCAUGAUGAGGCUAUGUUUGGUGUACCUAUGUCUUCGAAUCUUGAUACUCAAGCUUCUGAGGAUGAGCUUAAAACCAAUGAUGACGAGGGCAAGAAAGCUAGGGAUGUUGAUGAUCAAUCUGGAAGUUCCCUUAUUAGCCCUGAAGUCCUGGCAAUGCAAAAAGGGUCGUGGAGAGACAGGAUUCAGAAGCUGCGGCAGAAUUCAAAUACAUGAAGUUGGUCCUUCCUAGAAUGUCUAAUACUGUGUAUUUCCACAUCACAUUGUAUGUACCUGCUGUAAUAUUAGGCGCCAUUGUGUUCAGUAAUUAGAAUUGUGAAUUUAAAGGUUGGAUCCAUUAGGUGGAUGAUUUUGCAUUACUAAGUUUAUUUAGGUAAGAUAUGUUGAGCAAACCGAUCAUUGAAAGUAUGACUGCUGUUCUUUUUUACUGAAAUUGGUUAUUCUGAGUA
Messenger RNA from Lolium perenne, 1288 nucleotides. RefSeq lists its product as uncharacterized. NCBI's taxonomy places the organism in Eukaryota, Viridiplantae, Streptophyta, Magnoliopsida, Poales, Poaceae. Gene Ontology annotation, biological process: alternative mRNA splicing, via spliceosome. The record is from RefSeq and is a predicted model, not a curated record. Gene Ontology annotation, cellular component: cytoplasm; nucleus.